GAUGCUUAUUUACCAGCAGAGUCUGCGAAGACUGUGUUUGAAGAAGACUGUCUGAGGCUCAAUGAAUACAUGCAUUCUUCACCAGUCAAGGCUGAUGAACGGAAGAAGCCUUCAAAAAGGAUAAGUAAUGACGAUGUUCUAAAAAUGCAGUACGAAUGCCUGUGUACUCAGAAGGAAACGCUGAAUCUUAAAAGACAAAAAUUGAAAAUGCAAAUUAAUCUUUUGGAGCAACAGGCCAAUGCCAACCAAACCUUUGCAACUGCAUUAAAUGCAAAUUUUGUAGUUGCCAACACCGAUUCAUUUUAA
This is a messenger RNA of Pocillopora meandrina, 306 nucleotides long. Lineage: Eukaryota; Metazoa; Cnidaria; Anthozoa; Scleractinia; Pocilloporidae. The record is from the annotation of a GenBank genome assembly.